CAUUUCUUAACUCAAUCGCCACCGCGAGCCUGGCGGUAGAAACCCGCCGUCCGUCCAAUAAACAGUGGCAUAAUCCGAUUUGGGAUUGACAUCUUCAACAAUGGCGCCGUUCCUCUCCCCUCAGAUUUCCUUCGCCGUCGAAUUUCGCAGCAGUUUCAUCUUCUCUCCUUUGGGAUAGUUUCUAUGUGUACUCCGGUGAGGCUUUCGCUCUUCUUCUCUAAUUGAUAAUCGACCAAAUUGAAUUCUGCAACCAUUUAGAGUAUGUCCGAUCAAACUUCCGAUAAUACCAAGCCGCCAUUGAAGUCCCUUUCCUUACAAGAUUGGGAAUCUUUCUUUGAAGACUUCCACAGCGGUGGACCUCGUCUUCACCGAUGGACUUCUCAAUUUUCCAUCACAUCUUCUUCUCUUAUCGACUUGGUUCUCUCCUCCAUCCUCAAGCGGGAUUUCCCUCUCAAUCUCAAGCUUCAGCUCCUCCAUUUCAUCGACGAGUUCGUUUCCCUGUCCGAUUCCCCUGACUCUGCUGUAUCUGAAUCCAUAUUAGAGCGUUUGGUUGAUACCCUUCGCGUGGUUGUCCAAUCUCCGAACUCCGAUGGCCUUCACUUUACCUUCUCUCUCAAGGAGCAAAUUAUGGUCUCCACCACAUCCAUUUUCAUUUCCCUCGAUGCCUUGAGGAAUUUCGAUGUUCGAUUGCUGGAGAGCUUGAUUGAAUUGCUGCUUACCGUUGUUAAUCGCCCAAAUCAUGGGAUUGAUAGACAGACCCGCGCAAUUGCGUCUGAGUGCUUGAGGGAAUUGGAGAAGGCUUACCCUUGUUUACUGUCACUUGUUGUGGGACAUCUAUGGAGCUUGUGCCAAAGCGAGCGCACGCACGCAUCGCAGAGCUAUAUUUUGCUAUUCACAACCGUCAUCAGUAAUAUUGUUGCUCAAAGAUCAAGCGUAUCGAUUCUCAGCACGUCCGUUCCUUUGGUUCCUUUCAAUGUUCCGCCAUCUGUUCUUGCCCCAGAUUCGAGCACGAAUAGGGAGGUUUCUCCUGGAUUGAAUUCUAAAGAAUUGAGGAGGGCGAUAGCGUUCUUGCUUGAAUCGCCACAAAUUCUUACUCCGCCUGCUAUGGUUGAAUUUAUGACAAUGAUAAUGCCCGUAGCUUUAGCUUUGGAGUUGCAGGCGUCAAUGUUGAAGGUGCAAUUCUUUGGAAUGAUAUAUUCCUUUGAUCCUAUGCUGUGCCAUGUUGUUUUGAUGAUGUAUUUGCAUUUUUUAGACGCAUUUGAUGAGCAAGAAGGCGAGAUUGCUCGCCGUCUUUUGUUGAUUUCUAGAGAAACACAGCAACAUCUGGUUUUCCGUUUGCUUGCACUCCAUUGGUUGUUGGGUUUAUUCAGGACUGAUAGUCCACUAGGCAAAAAGAUGACUUCAGCUGCUGAAAUGGGUUUGAACUUUUAUCCGGCAGUGUUUGAUCCGCUUGCUCUUAAAGCUUUGAAGCUCGACCUUCUUGCCUUCACCUCAAUACGUAAUCAAAUGUCCAAAACUGAGACUGUUUCAGACCAAGAUUCAGAUUCUGGAAAGUCAGUGGUGAAGCUUCUUCAAGAUGGUCUGGUAUGCGUAUCAGCUUUCAAAUGGCUACCUUCAGGAAGCACAGAAACUGCUGUAGCUUUUCGUGCCUUCCAUAAAUUCUUGAUAGGGGUGUCAUCUCAUUCUGUCUCCGACUCGAACGCCGAUAAAAUUCUUGUGGAUUCCAGCAUCUUCCGUAUGUUGCAGGAGAUGCUUGUGGAGUUAAUAUUGGAAAAUCAGAGAUUGGUUCCCGUUAUUGUUGCUUUCACUGACCGGUUGUUAAGGUGUCAAAAGCACAGAUGGUUAGCAGAGAGCCUGCUCCAGAAAUUUGACGAGCAUUUGCUUCCAAAAGUUGCAAUAAACUACAAACUGGUGUCUUGCUUCUCAGUAUUCAAUAGAAUGGCCGAAAAUGAUACGAUACCUCCCAGUGGAUUGCUUGGACUCUUUGCUAAGUUCAUGCUGUUUCUUGUUGAGAAACAUGGACCGGACACGGGGCUGAAGUCUUGGUCUCUUGGAAGUAAGGUACUUGGGAUUUGCAGGACGUUGUUGAUGCACCACCAAAGUUCUCGAUUGUUCCUUAAAAUGUCUCGUCUUCUUGCGUUUACUUGCCUCUAUUUUCCUGACUUGGAAGUUCGUGAUAAUGCAAGGAUCUAUUUACGUAUGCUGAUUUGUGUACCUGGAAAGAAGCUUAGGGACUUGCUAAAACUUGGAGACCAACCCUUUGGCAUUUCUCAAUCUCUUCAUUCUGGUGCUUUGUACAAUGUCCAGUCUCCACGACUUUCUCAUGAUCUCAAAAAGUCCAGAAACAUCUCAUCCUAUAUACAUUUAAAACGAAAAAUCCCCUUACUUGUAAAGCAAUCCUGGUCAUUAUCUCUAUCAACUCUAGGAGUUGAAGAUUAUAAGCUUGGUUUGUCAGAGGGUAUCAGGGACGGCGAACCUGUGGUUGAAGAAAGGGUGACUGAGUUCUCUUCUAACAUUGAAACAAUUAAUCUAGCUCAGGAGCCAUUGCGUGUGAUGGACUCGAAGAUUUCCAAGAUUUUGGAUAUAUUACGGAGACAUUUUUCAUGCAUUCCUGACUUCAGGCAUAUGCCAGGGCUUAAAGUUACAAUAUUUUGUAGCUUAAGUUUUGAAUCGGAGCCAUUCAGUCGCAUUUGGGGAACUGAUACAUUUGCUAAGAAUUUGGAUGAUACGGAUAACCAUCCUGCAAUGUAUGCAACUGUGCUCAAGUUUUCUUCAUCUGCACCUUUUGGUUCUAUUCCAUCUCGUCAUAUACCUUUUAUUUUGGGAGAGUCUACAGGGGAUGAAGGCAGUCCUAGUAAAAGGGUCUCCUCAUUGGACAUUGUUCCCGUUCAGAAUGGUUAUGGAAAAGAUGAAAGAUUUAAGGCUCUGGUAGCAGUUGAAUUGGAACCAAGGGAGCCCACACCAGGACUCGUCGAUGUCUCAAUUGAAUCUACCGCAGGAAGUGGCCAGAUCAUUCGUGGUCCUCUUCAGAGUAUCACAGUAGGACUUGAAGAUUUGUUUCUUAAAGCUGUUGUCCCAUCAGAUAUCUCAAUGGAUGAAAUCCCUGGUUAUUGUUCAGAUUUAUUCAAUGCUCUUUGGGAGGCAUGUGGAACAUCUUCCAAUACUGGGCGAGAGACAUUUUCACUGAAAGGAGGCAAAGGAGUUGCAGCUAUUAGUGGAACCAGAUCAGUCAAACUACUUGAAGUCUCAGUGGCUUCUUUGAUUGAGGCUGUUGAACUCUACCUGGCUCCUUUUAUCGUGAGCGUUAUAGGUGAACAGCUCAUUGAAAUCGUGAAGGAUCGAGAUAUUAUCGAGAAUGUCAUCUGGGAGGACAUGGCAUCUGAGAACUUCUCACAACUGACCUCUUCAGUACCUGAUCUUGAUAGAGGCCCACUACGUCUUACAUAUUUUUCAAAUGAAGAUGAAAUGGGAAGCAACAUCAGUAGCUAUAAGAGAAACAUGGGCCACUUUCAUAUUUUGAUAUUUCUUCCACCAAGGUUUCACCUUCUUUUCCAGAUGGAAGUUUCCGAUUGUUCAACCUUAGUUCGAAUUCGAACUGAUCACUGGCCUUGCUUGGCUUACGUCGAUGAUUACUUGGAGGCUCUGUUUCUCGCAUAAGAGGAUAUCUAUCAGUUUAUCUAUCACCUCGGAAGAGUCUAUCUAGUUUUGUUGUAGACACUUGCAAGAUGAGGGUAUUUUUUUCUUGGAAACCCUUGGUAGAUAUACAAAAUUAGUAAAUACUUGUAGUUUCUGCUCAAAUUGUAUUCUUUCUGUGUACGGAAGAGGGCACUUUCUUUAAGUCGGGGAUCAUUAUAGCAGAGGCUUAAAAGUUGCAAAUGUAAACUUAGUCUGUAUUUACGAUGCAUACAGGUUAAAACCACGUGAUAUGAUUUCUUGCUUUGAGACUUAUGAGCAUACAUUUUUCUCAUUAUAUUUAUAUCUCAGAGAGUGUUUUCAAGUGCUGAUAAGAACGACAUUGGAAAACACAAAAGGGAUUGCUCGUUCUGGCUUGAAAAAUCAGGUUCAAGCGUUCAGGAUUUUGCGCUCGCAUUUUCAUGUCGAGAAAAUUUGCUAAGGUAAGACACUAGAAUGAGCUCGUUUUUCUGUGAGUUGCUCUCUGUAAUGUUUAUUGGAGGCAGUAUACAAAGCAAAACAGUACACUUUUUGAUACAUAGUUCAAAUUGUUCAUUUGUGUUGA
Molecule: messenger RNA, 4237 nt
Organism: Cucurbita moschata (crookneck pumpkin)
Lineage: Eukaryota; Viridiplantae; Streptophyta; Magnoliopsida; Cucurbitales; Cucurbitaceae
Product: AP-5 complex subunit beta-1
Exons: 4
Coding region: 262-3657 (1131 amino acids)
Biological process (GO): endosomal transport
Cellular component (GO): AP-type membrane coat adaptor complex
Source: RefSeq, a predicted model, not a curated record